AUGAGCUAUUCGUUUUAUUUUGAGAAUGGAAACGACCCAAUGGAUAUCACUGGGAAUGAAGAUCCGUACAAGUUAGAGGAACUUGCAUCCUAUAACGCUUAUAUCGAGGCUAGACAGAAAGUGAUGAUGGAAGCUGAUCAGAACAAACGAGUCAGUAAUGAAGUUAAGGCACAUGUCGCUCACUUGGUUGAUAUACACCCAAAGAAUAGCGUCAGAGCAGUCGCUCUAGACUUGGGCUUAGAACCAAGAAGUUUACAACGGUGGUAUAGUACCUGGAAGAAAGGCCCAGACUCUUUGUUCAAAACUAUUGGUCGACCAAGAAUUAUCGAAGCAGAAGGCGAACUGGCAGAAGCAACGAGGAACGCUGUUACAGAGUUUUAUUACAAACAGCCAACCGCCACAGCUGACCAGCUACUUGGUCGAUUGACUAGUACUUUUGAGGGUCUAUCACUUUCGAAACCUACACUGUAUUGUUAUUUGAAUGAUCUUUAG
Phycomyces blakesleeanus NRRL 1555(-) is the source of this 492-nucleotide messenger RNA. RefSeq names its product Homeodomain-like DNA binding domain-containing transcription factor. The transcript is spliced from 2 exons. The coding region runs from base 1 to 492 and encodes 163 amino acids. Lineage: Eukaryota; Fungi; Mucoromycota; Mucoromycetes; Mucorales; Phycomycetaceae. The record is from RefSeq and is a predicted model, not a curated record.